Messenger RNA from Pteropus alecto (black flying fox), 1011 nucleotides. It is a transcript of the gene BPGM, whose product is annotated as bisphosphoglycerate mutase. Bases 186 to 965 code for a protein of 259 amino acids. Gene Ontology annotation, biological process: glycolytic process. The transcript is spliced from 3 exons. NCBI's taxonomy places the organism in Eukaryota, Metazoa, Chordata, Mammalia, Chiroptera, Pteropodidae. Gene Ontology annotation, molecular function: intramolecular phosphotransferase activity. The record is from RefSeq and is a predicted model, not a curated record.
GGACCUGCCCCUCUGGCGCCCGGGCUAGAAAAGAGAGUCGAUGCCGGCGGCAGUGAUGAGUCCUAGGCGGCGCUGCCUCCUCCGCGGCGCAGAGGACCGGCUGCUGCUGGUGACCUCUUUGCAGAUGUAUUUCUGUCAUUGAACAUUGGCCCGUUUGAAGGCACAAGGGUCACUUAGCCCUCAGUAUGUCCAAAUACAAACUGAUUAUGUUAAGACAUGGAGAGGGUGCUUGGAAUAAAGAGAAUCGAUUUUGUAGCUGGGUGGAUCAGAAACUUAACAGUGAAGGAUUGGAGGAAGCUAGGAACUGUGGGAAGCAACUCAGAGCGCUAAACUUUGAGUGUGAUCUUGUAUUCACGUCCAUCCUUAAUCGGUCCAUCCACACAGCCUGGCUGAUCCUGGAAGAGCUGGGGCAGGAGUGGGUUCCUGUGGAAAGCUCCUGGCGUCUGAAUGAGCGUCACUAUGGAGCCUUGAUUGGUCUCAAUAGGGAGAAAAUGGCCUUGAAUCAUGGCGAAGAACAAGUGAGGCUCUGGAGAAGAAGCUACAAUGUGACCCCGCCACCCAUCGAUGAGUCUCAUCCUUACUACCACGAAAUCUACAAUGACCGGAGGUAUAAAGUGUGCGACGUACCUGUGGAUCAACUGCCACGAUCUGAAAGCUUGAAGGAUGUUCUGGAGAGGCUCCUCCCGUUUUGGAGGGAAAGGAUUGCUCCUGAAGUCUUAAGUGGCAAAACCAUUCUGAUAUCUGCUCAUGGAAAUAGCUGUAGGGCACUUCUGAAACAUCUGGAAGGUAUCUCAGAUGAAGACAUUAUCAACAUUACUCUUCCUACUGGCGUCCCCAUCCUCCUGGAACUGGAUGGGAACCUGCAUGCUGUUGGGCCUCACCAGUUCCUGGGUGACCAGGAGGCCAUCCAGGCAGCCAUUAAGAAAGUAGACGAUCAAGGAAAAGUGAAAAAAGCUGAAAAAUAAAGUCUUUCCCAAGUACUGGCUAGGAAUAGCUGCAAAAAGAAGUGAA